UGUUCCAAAAUAACAGAAUGCGCGAAACCCUAAAAUUGAAAUCUCUCUCCUCCAGCAGCAGCUUCUCUCUCCUACAGCAGCUUCUCUCUCCUCCAACAGCUUCUCUCUCUUCGAGCUUCAACAAUGGAGGACGAUUUAAUCGAUUUGAAUAUCGAUUUAAAUCGCGCAAUAGAAGAAAAAUUGUAUAAUUAUGACGAAAACUUAGAGAAUCAUAGAGAAGUAUAUGAUGUUGAAGAUGAAGAUGAAGGCACAUCUCAGCAAGUUAUGGUUGCAAAUCAAUGUAUUGAAGAAGGUUCAAUAAUACAUUCAAUUGAUACAAACCACAACAUCUUUGAAAAUCCAAAUAAUGAGCAGGAAGAAAACAUUGAUAAAGAAUUAGAUGGCAGUUUAAUUGGAGAAGCAAGGAAAACAACCGAUGAGAUUUAUGAUCUAUAUUGCAAACAUGCUGCUAUUAUUGGUUUUAGUGUACGAAAAGGGGAAAAUAGAUAUAAAUAAGGA
Spinacia oleracea (spinach) is the source of this 498-nucleotide messenger RNA. RefSeq lists its product as uncharacterized. Bases 124 to 495 code for a protein of 123 amino acids. NCBI's taxonomy places the organism in Eukaryota, Viridiplantae, Streptophyta, Magnoliopsida, Caryophyllales, Amaranthaceae. The transcript has 3 exons. The record is from RefSeq and is a predicted model, not a curated record.